Molecule: messenger RNA, 1902 nt
Organism: Aureobasidium melanogenum CBS 110374
Lineage: Eukaryota; Fungi; Ascomycota; Dothideomycetes; Dothideales; Saccotheciaceae
Exons: 3
Coding region: 1-1902 (633 amino acids)
Source: RefSeq, a predicted model, not a curated record
AUGGGUAACGCCGUUGUGACUGGUGGGGCUAACGGCAAGGGCCGUGCCGCUCCAUUCUCGAGGCCCGUGCUCUUGUCUCCAAUCCACCUGCGCAGGCCUACUCUGAGUAAACAUUCCGUUUCUCCUACCUUCUCUCACUCACACACCGAGUACGAGGACGGAGAAGAAGAAGAAGAAGACUGGCCUACACCCAGCCCAGCUCGUAAGAGCGAUAGGGAUAUGUAUUCGUCUGGUGGCUACGGCGCCGACAACAAUACAAGUUCUGAAGUUGACGACGACAUGGACUUUUACGAAGCUGAUUUGUCUCAACCCGCAACUAUGGCCAACGCGCAGCCAACUCUCAGCACAUCCAACAAGGCCAAUCACAUGCAGACAAUACAAGCAGCCAAUGGUUUCAGUCCACCUGCCAACAUUACUACUGCCAAAGUCAAUACAGCCAAACUGCAUGAGCUGCGCGCAAAGCUGCUUGCCAACCGUCAGGCUACCCCCGUUAAGGACGUCUCGAACCCUGCCAGCAAUCUCAACCUUGUCUCUAUCAAGACCGAAUCACAAUCUCGUCCUCAAAGUCCCGCUGUCCCUCAAAACACUGCUUUGACCAAGAAUAAGGCCAGCAUACAGACAACUCAAUCUAAACACAACAGACCGACCGUUGCAUCAAUUUUGAGCCAAUCAAACUCAGUUGAUGCUCUCAUCGCCGAGGCAGUCUCGCAAUCCGAUGUCAAGAGCCAAAAGAAAACUGCCCCAAUGAAGCAGUCCAACACAACAGAAUCUAUACUCAAACCAAUCUUGGAUACCAAUCUGGCUGAAAAUAAGCCUGCCUUGUCACCUGCUGUCUCGCACAACAGAAUUAAUACUGCUGAACAAUCCACUUCAAACGCUGACAAGUCUUCGUCGACUCUUAAGUCCCCUGGAUCUUCUAAUGAACAGCAGAACACAGCCAAUGGUCUGACCAAGCAGAAAUUCGACGUCGCCUCUCCUGUGCCCGAGCAGAAGUCUCCUCAGAGUAAGAAUGCCGAUGCAACUCCUAAUCAGCAUACCAAGGCCACCAAGCCCCUCCAUCCCUUGUCUAGUGGACCUCUCCACAAGCGUAAUCUUAGCUUGGCUACCACCAAGCUCCCCAAGGAGAGAGAGGAUGAGUACUUCAAGGACGUCGAUCUUUGGCUGACAAUCACUGGUUUUCAUGACACUUCUUUCCGUGAACAGAAGCUCAAGACGUACAAGAUGCGUGCCGCACUUGAAGAGAAGAAACGUGCUCUAGAGCUUGAAUUUGCCGAACUUGAACGUCAAGAGGCUGCUACGGCUAACGACUCUAGCACCAGGGACUACAUGCGCGUCGUCUCGACUGCGUACAUGCCGCCUCCCCCUCCUCCUGCUUCAGCUUCAACCGAUGAGCAGUCCGUUCCCUUAACCAAGGCCAGCCCUGCUUCAUCUCAGCCUGCCUCAGCUGGCGCCAAACGCCCUCGCUCCCCAUCUGUGCCAGUCAACAAUAAUCGUGAGAAAUUGAGCCGUCUGAACACUUCUGGUCGCGCUGUGCGCAGAGAUGAUCUAUUCGACAAGCCUCUCUCCGCCAGUGCUCCCAGACGUGGUUCCGAUCAGAGAUCCCACUAUGCCAACGACAGAUCUGAUAGAUCCGACUAUCAUCGACGCGCCGGUCCGGAUGCCUCUCCCACUCACCAGUCAAUUUCUGUUCGUGGUCAGGCCUUCCGUCCUAAUGACAGUCCCUUCGGUCGUCGCGAGUCUUGGACCGCUCCCAGAUCUCCUGAACAAUGGUCCACCCGCACUCAUGGAUGGAACUCUACCUCGUUCUCAGAUGUUAAUGAACAACCCAUCGGCCAAGGUGGCUACUCGAGCAACAAAUGUGGGUACAUGCGUCCCGGCCCUAGAGCCAGAUUCAACAGAUGA